This is a messenger RNA of Ciona intestinalis (vase tunicate), 816 nucleotides long. NCBI's taxonomy places the organism in Eukaryota, Metazoa, Chordata, Ascidiacea, Phlebobranchia, Cionidae. The record is from RefSeq and is a predicted model, not a curated record.
GCUUCGUCAAAGCAGUCCGUAGCUCAAUGCUGCCACCAUGUGUUGGGUUUAAUUGAAGGUUCAAACACAUGGUUGGCAACAAUCGAUAAUAUUUGUAAGGAAGUUAACAUUGGUGUAGAGGAGGGUGGGGAGUUGUGUGCGGCGUUGGAAGCGUUGGUGGGGAAAGUGGUUUAUAAAGGAACCGCAUCGUGCAUUAAGGAUCUUCUUCCUGACGACUUUCAUCCCAACCUCCGUGAUCUUCUAACUAAAGUCAUCUCUUCCAACCUGGAUGAAUGGAAGACGAGGAUGCUGCAAUAUCAAGUGAGUUUUCCAAAGUUGCUCAACUUUGAUUGGAGACUUGAAAAAGACAAUCCCUCAAGAGCCCCAUCGUGUGUUGUUAACUUUGAAACAUCAGAUAAAACAAUGGAAGUGGAUAUGAGUCGGGAAACAUUGGACACAAUGUUGGGUUCACUAUCUAAAAUAAGGGACCAGAUUUCGUCUAUAGCUAAAUAACUAUCUUGUUUCUAUCCAACAGCAAGGCAUGCCAUGGGACCUGAGAUUUAGGCCAGAAUUUUACCAAAAUUUAGUAUUUGCUUCUAUAGCUAAAUAACCAUGUUGUUUCUGUUCUACACCAUAGGACCUGAGAUUUAAGCCACAAUUUACCAAAGUUUAGUUUUCUUAAUUAACUGUUUCUGGCUUGAAAAAUGUAAUUAUCUAAAAGCAUUCUUGAUUCUUCUAUCAAAUUGAUAUGAGUAUAAAUUUUGACGUUUUUUAGUAAAAACUUUUCAUUUGUUCUUUUAAUUUUCAUUUGUGCAAUAAAUACUUUUGUUGAUGUAA